AUGCUAGACCAGCCAGCUACAGCGACAAACACCACUAACUCUCUAAUUGAUUCAACAAACCUUUCCGAGGAUUCUGAUAGUGGUUUGGCUCACGAAAGCCACGAACGACUCGAUCGAAAAUUGCUAGAUGAUUUUUGUUAUCGUGAAUCCACAUCGGAUACAAUCUCAUCUGUGUGUAUUUUGGGCAAACGAAUUGUUCGACAAUAUGCCAGUGAAUUUGUCCUACCCGAUGACACAAGAGUGGCAGUUGGAAGAGUAGAACGUACGAAUCCGGCCGAUGGCGAAGAACAAGUCACCGUGACUUUGUCCUUGGGCGUGGUACUCAACGAUCAACAACUGGCCAAAGCUUCCUGUGUUGCCAGUCACAUGGACGAUUCGGGAAUCGAUUCCGGGGCACUGACUUGCAUGUCCUGUUUAACCAGUUCCGAUGAGAUGACCUCGGAAUUUUCGAACGACACUGACACAGAUCGUGAAUGCGGUCGAUGGGGAAGAAAAUGGUACCACCAGCGGUUAUAUGGGACGAUGAUUUAA
Molecule: messenger RNA, 531 nt
Organism: Echinostoma caproni
Lineage: Eukaryota; Metazoa; Platyhelminthes; Trematoda; Plagiorchiida; Echinostomatidae
Source: the annotation of a GenBank genome assembly